Caenorhabditis auriculariae is the source of this 7261-nucleotide messenger RNA. The record is from the annotation of a GenBank genome assembly. Lineage: Eukaryota; Metazoa; Nematoda; Chromadorea; Rhabditida; Rhabditidae.
AUGAGCUUUUAUGGAGUUCACGAACAUCCACAAGAACCAUUGGCUUUCGACCACGAUAGUGCAGCCAAGCAGCACUGGGAGCCUCUUCCGAUGCACGGUCCGUUUCAAAAUUUUCUUAGAUCAGAUAUAUCUAGGAAAUAUUUCUUGAGAGUCCUUACAUGAUGUGUAGAGCUUGUAGUACUUUUUUGAGAAAGCGAAAAAUGAAAUUUUUUGAGAACCAGUUUUGUUGUAGCUGACAGUCUAGAUUUAAUAACUUUUACUGUUUUUUGCAGAAAUGACGCCGAGCCCUUCAGCUUAUUCGUACUAUAAUCAAGGUUUGUCUACUGUAAUUUUGGACCUUUAUUGAUAUACUGUUUCUCUCGAAUGUGUCUAGUAUUCGAAAAAGGAAUUUCCUAGCGUCGAAAGUUAAACCUUUAAAAAAAAAACACGAUAUUUUUACAGUUCACGGAAGUUUUACUCAUCUCCUGAUUUAAGAAAAUUUGACAAUUUUCAAGUUUCUAGGUUUCCGCGAUAUUUUUUAUCUAAAAUCGACCAGAGUUUUUUCAGCCCUAUAUCUUUUGAGUGCAGAUUGCUUUUAUCAAUCCAUUUUUUUCCAGGAAUGACGCCGAGCCCUCCGACCUACGCCUACCAAAAUCAAGGUAUGGCUAUCUCUAUUUCCAGAAAUGAAAAAAUUUAUUUUUCAUUUGACUUCAAUUUGAUAAGAUGAUUAUUUUUAUAAUAAUUAUGAGCUUAGCGCUGUUUUUCAAUCAAUUUUUUAUUGAUUGAAGCUAUUUCUCAUUAUUUGUUUUCCAGAAGCUCUCGAGGCCGGAAGUCCCACAGAUACCAUGAUGCAGGGGAAUCCUCCGAGUAAUCAGUGGAACUACGGUAAAUUAUAGAUUUUCUCUUCACUUUAUAACUUUUCUUAAUGGAGAGGAGAAAGUGCUUCAAAAAAUUGAUCUAGAUGUAUUUGAGCGAUUUUUUGAAUUAUCAUUCGUUCAAAAAUGCUGACAGAAGCAUUUUUCUGCUCGAGAUCUUAUUUUGGUGUUUUUUGCCACUGAUCAAUUUUGCGUAUUAAAUUAAAACUUUGCUCAAAAUUUAAUGAGAGACGAAUAAGAGCAUUGAAACAUGUCUAAGCUUCUUUCUUCUUCUUAAGAGAAGGUUGGAACAAUUUUUUAAAUCUCCGCUGCAGUCUCAGCUCUUUCGGCCAAAAGGUCUAACCAUAGAAAGUUUUGAAAAGUAUCCCACGCUAAAAGGUUGCGAGGGUUGAAAUCUUCAAAACAUCUUUUCGAGAUUGAGCUUGUAGUCGUUUUGAUGGUUUCGCUUUCCUUGAAUCUCAGAAUUUUUGAGCAGAAAUUUGAAAACCGUCUUCUGAGACUAUAAUAUAUUUAAAAUUAUCUCAGUGGUGGGAUCGAAAACGUUUUCGGAUCUUAACUGAACAAAAUUUAAAAUGCCCAGAAUGGUCUAGGAGUUCUGGAGCCUCUCUCACUUAUUUAUAAACUAGAUUAAUUAAUAGGUGCAGUUUCAUAACAUCAAGAAGUGUCUUCUCAACUUUUCUCAAUGAAAUAAUAGAUAUUACAACUCCUUGUAAAGAUAGCUUGAUUUUUUUUUCCUUUUAAGGACAGUCUAACGGAUGUUUUUCCUUGUAAGGAUAGUCUACCUGAUUUUUUUCACCUUUUGAGAACAGUAAAACUAAUUUUUUUUUCUUGCAAGUUAAUUCGAACUGAUUUUGUCUCCUUGCAAGGACAGCCCAACUGAUUUUUUUUUCAUCUUCUAGAGAGAACUAACUUUUUUUUUGACCUACUACCGUAAUCGCUAAGGGUAACGUUCGCGGACCCGGUUAACAAGCCGUCUUUGCAACAAAUUGACACCGGCGGCCGGACAAUGCGAGCUGGAGAGGCAUUACAACGCGACGACGACUGUCCAUGCAUCAUUGUUUCACGGUCAUUCUCGAGACCACGUCUUCUGAAUUCCUCCCCCCUUCGCGCUCUCUCGACGCCUCUAAUCAUCUAUCUAUCUAUCUAUACUGACUUCUGCGGACGGCGACGGACGGCGGGGGCGAAGAAGACGGAACAACGUCUCCACAAUUUGUAACCUCCAUAUAUUUCGUGGUGCCCCGCACUCCAUCCGGCGACUCUCUAUCAGCGUUAUCUUUCGCGCGGCCGAUGCGCGCUCUCUGUACGUCCGGAGCGAUUCUCGCCAACGCCGUCCCACAAUUCCUUCGUUUUGCGUUCAUCACUUUCUCCAGCCGGGGUUACCUAAUAUCGUCACAACCCAUUCCGCAAUCUUAUCUCUUCUUCGCAUGCGAUAUAACGUUUUGUUUUGCGUUUCUUCCUUUUGACCAUUGCUCUUUUUUGGAAAGAUCUUUAAAAUUUCUCUCUUUUUCUUGCGACAGUUCUACAGUAUACUUGAACGUUUAUACCUGGAUGAUUUGUGAGAAUUGGGCUACGCUACAUCUAGAAGCUAGUUGAGAGCUAAGAAAUGAGGAAAAUUCAAGGUGAUCAUCUGCUGAGCCCAUUUUUCGUCUCAAGAUGAAGAUCUCAUUACAAAACUUCUUCCUUAAUCUUUUUCAACAAAAGCCUUUGAAACCCUUAAUGAACUAUCUCAUCGUAACCUUAAGUUUUAAUGUUUUCAAAAAGCCACUGUAAAGUUGUUACAUCUCCUCUUGCCAACUCACUAAGAGCACAAAAGCUUCGUUCCCCGGUCUGCUAUCCCUCGCCGCAAAAUGUUCCUAUACUGUACGAUUUCUUAAGUCUUCAAAGCAAAACUCUCUCUCCUUUUUUUCUUGUAGAUUUUUUUAAAUCAUAAAAAAACGAGGAUAUUUUUUUCAAAAAUUCAACUGGCAAAUUUAAAAAAAGUUAAAGUUAGAGAUUAAAAAAACUUGAAGAGUUCUGUUUAUGAUAAGACUUCUAAAGUUUCAUGUCGUUAUUUCAAAUCUUCUGAAAUUUUUGCAUUUUUUGAAAAAAAACGUCUCUCUGACCUGCGCUGUUUCCUUUUUUAGAUGGUUCGUGAGAAAAAGGUCCUUAUCAAAGAUCGUAUUAUCUUAUCAGGCUAGUUGCGAUAGCAAAUUUUCAAUGGUCAUUUCAUGACGUGCUUUGAUCUUUCCAUCUGUCGCCUUCCUUUUGUUUAUUGCAAGAAAAAUGCGAAAAAUCCAAUCGAUGCCGAAAUUAAACACAGCCAUCUGAAAAAUAGUUCUCCUUCUUACUCUGUCCUUCUUCUUUUAAUUUUGUUGGUCUUUACUGCAAAUUUUUAUUUGACUUGACAAUAACCAAGACGCUUCACUACAGAGUGUCUGGUUCCACGCGUAUUACUACCAGCCGCAUUGUCUCAUUGUGAAAUGGCGCAAAAAAUUGCGUCCAUUCGACCAAUCAACCGAAUUUUCAUGAGAAAAAGUAAAUGGUCUUCCGGUGGUAAAGUAGGACAAAAUUUUUCUCGGUUCCUUUAUGAUUUUCCAAUAAAGGAUUAGUCAAAAUUCAUCUGAUAGAUUCUUCAAAAACGCUUUCCAAGCAUUUAAACUCGCAGAAUUUUGACGUCAACCCCCCGGUUGAACUUUUGAUGAAACUUUGCCGAAGUGAACUUUAAACCCCUCAAAUUGCAGAAAAAAUGAAAAUGUGUCGCAAUAGAUCUCAUUUUCGAGUUAUGAACGCAAAUUAGGCCGAAAUGCGCUAUUUUAAGCUUUUGAACCGUCCUAACUCGAAAAGCAGAUCUACUGCGAGAAAUUUAUUUCUUGUUCUGGAAUCAGAAGAUCUUAAAAUACAUUUGAGCAAAGUUUCAUCAAAAAUCCAGUUGGGUGUAGAAAAACGCUCCCUAGUAAAAAUUUUUUUCAUCCAAAAAUUUUCAUAAAUAAUACUUUAAAUUUUUGUGAUUUUUUUGUAUCAGUCUCCUACAAUUUUUUUUUUCAAAAAAUGAACAAGUCUUUUAGAAGUUUCCAUGAGAAAAAACAAAACGAAAUUUCAUGUCUAUUUUCAUUAAUUUUUUGAAUUUUUUUGGCAGUUUACAAAAAAAGACUCUUGGCAAUAUUCAAAACCAACAUUUUUCCUGUUAUUUUCUAUUCUAUUCCUAGUCGUGUAGGGCUUGGCAAAAAGGGUUUGUGUCAUUGUGCACACAAGCCAUUACACAAAUGCAUACAGUAUUCGACCCGAAAAUACCAAAAACUGAAUAGAAAGAUGAGAUGGUGGCUCAUGCUAGAGCCCGUUUUACGAGCAUCGCUUCACGCCGUUCUCGUGUUUGCACUGUUGCCGAUUUUGGCCGGCUUGCCACAUUUUGCCUCUUCAACUCCAACUCUGCCUUUUUUUUCAUCUUUUUCCUUGACAUGGUCUUAAUUCAAUUCUGAGAUUUCGCCCGUCGGAAAAAAACAUUUGGAAAGUUCCCACCGGAAUCGAUGGAAAUAGGCGUUUGGUUGGACGUUAUGCAACAGGAAUGUGAAACAACUUGCAUUUCUUCAAUUUUUUUCAUAUAUAUAUCGCUUGUUUUUUUGAGAGAAACUGUGAAACCUUUUUAUAUUUUGUAAAAAUCUUAUUGAUUCCGCUUCUUUUUGAAAACUCCAAUUUUUCCUGUUGAAUAUGAAAUACCGUGGCUAACAGUUGAAAUAACUUUUUUUUUUGAACUUAACUUUUGUCAGAACUAAACUGCGGUGAUUUUUUGAAAUCUUUUUCUGACGAAAUCGCAUUUUUACAGGAUUUUGGCUUCAAACUUAUGUAGCAAUGCUUUAUAUAUGUAUAACAAGUCAAUUUUCCAAAUCCAUCAGGAAUUCCAAGUGUUUUUAUGGUCCUAAUGGCUUUCCUGUUUCAGUGAACCAUUCGCCAGCAAACGCGUAUUACGAAGAGCCUCGUGCAGCUCCUCUGCCACACAUCAACUCGUUGAUGAAGGAAACCAAAGACGAAUACGAGUUUUUCGGUUAGUUUUUUUUUUGUGUUUAAUAAAUAGUAAGUUCAUGAUUUUCAGCACAACACUCCGGAAUGGCCAGCGACUACUCAGUGGAAAAAUUGACUUCGAUGCCCCUCACAGACUAUUCGUUGCAUAUUCCUACUGAGAAUCCCCAGUCAUAUGCAGACUUCGCCAACGCGUGAGUUUUUUUCUUGCUGCGACCGUAGAAAUAUUUACUUUUUUUGAACUUUUUUUUCGUAGACAGCAGUUCUGAAAAAUCAUGAUUUUCAUGUUUAAGAUGUAUUCAGAACCACUUUUGAAGAUAUUUUCCGAAUUCGAUUCAAGUUUCCCUUUUUUAAGCUAAUUACUAGGUUUCAAAAAACGGAAUAAAAUAUAUUCCACAAAUUAAAAUCAUGAAAAGAUACCGUAUUUUCCUUUCAUCCUAAGAUUGCUUUUAUCUGUACCAUUUUCAAAAAGAAAUUUUGAAAUAAACAAAGGUUUCACAACAUUAAAACUAUCAGAAACCACUUUCCUGCAUUAACGCCUGCUCUCAGCCUAAAAGCAUUACAGUUCGCUUUUGAAACUUUGAAACUUUCAAAACCAUUAUUCUCGCUCAAAAACAUUUGCAUCACCAAAACUUUCAUUUUAGCUCGAUGUUGGGCCAUCCGACGGACGUCCUGCCGACGGUCACGUUUGCCCCGAAUCCACUGCACGCCUCCUAUGCAAUGGCUGUAAAUCAUGUACACCCGGCGUCUGCCCAUUUCCCGCUGUUCGAUUUUGUGAGUUCGAAUUUGAUCAACUCAUUGGGAAUUUCAGCUUACAGAAGGGCUUGAAAAUUGCAAAAGGGAGAAAAUUUUGGAAGUUGAUUUAUAUAAAAACCUUUAGGGUUUGCUGAGGAUUGACAGUUCUGGACAUUUAAAGCAAGAAUUUCGUGACGACAAAAAUGAAUAUAUGAACAAAAACUUACUGCAAUCCAGUGUUUGAGGGUUAUAUGAAACUGAAAGAAAAGAAUGGAAAAUAAUUCUUUUAUAAUAUGUUUUCAAAAAAAAAAAAAUGCACUUACCUUCCUUGAAACAUAACUGAACUACCCCAAAACUGUCCAAAAAGUACAUUUCAUAAAAAUUAUCAAAAUUCAAAAAUAAGAAGAAAUCUCUGCUUCAGACGCUGCAAACGCUCCACCCGAUCUACGAACCUCCGGUGAUGCAGCCAAGUCCCCAGCCCGUUCAGGCGCAACUGGCGCAGAUCCCGCAGCCGACCUACGCCGCCUCGACCCACAACAACUACACUCCGCCACCUCAGGAUCCUCUGGUCCAGCGUCCCAUGAUCAAAAAACGCCUGCCGGUACAAAUUUCUAUCCUCUGAUGGCUCUAAAAACUGAAACUUCUUUUUUGAAACUUCGUCAGAGGCAUUUUUGAUGAGUAGAGCUUUGAUAGAUAAAUUUAAUUAAGAAAUCAUAACUGAAAAAUCAUGUUAUUUUGAAGUUUUUUUGACUUGUUUAGGGAUACCUCCACCUGUCGGAACCACAGCCGAAGCUGAAACAUGAAGUUGUACUUUCUUUAAGUUUUCAGAAGUUGAGGGUGUCAGAGAGUUUUAGUUUGACUUGAGAAUAGACCCAGCUUUAAAAAAAUCUCGCCCUUCCGCAUUCUUACCAUUAGAAAAAAACAAAAAAUUUUUUUUUCCCUUUUUCGCAAUAAUAAUUUCAACAUAUUUUCCACUGACAAAAUUAAUUUUCAGGCCGUGCAGUGCCACGUCAACUCGGUCUGCGCCAACUGCAAAACUCGCGAAACGACUCUUUGGCGACGUAACCAAGAUGGUGAUAUAGAGUGCAAGUGAGUUUUUCACUUCUUCCAUCGGAAAAAAAAUUGAAUAUAUAAAUUAUUGAUUAAUUGCAAUUUUAUGAUCAUGAAAGUUCCUGAAAAAGGCUUCCGUACUUACGAAAAAACUCAAAAAUAAGGUACAUCCAGGAAUUGCGUUUUGCAACAGGAUUUACAGAACCUGUUCUUUAUGUCUUUUUAAAAUUGAUAGAAACUGUAAAGAAGAUUAAAACUCAAAAAAAGUGAAACUUUAAGUUUGAUAAAUUCUUGCUGUGCUGUCAUAUGACAAAAAGGAUGAUUCGAAAAAUGAGAACCGGUUUUUCUCACUAUUUCUAACUCCUCCCGGCUUCUUGACCGCUAUUAAGCUUCUACCGGAGUUUAAUAUCAAAACUUUGAAGUUAUCUUCUUGAAGUCAUAGUAACCGGACAAACUCUAAAAAUGAAAACUGUAAGUUCAAAAAAAUGACGUAAUAUUUCAGCGCCUGUAACCUGUACUUUCGGAAGAAUAACCGAAAACGCCCGCUGGCCCUUCGGAAAGAAGGAAUUAUGAAGAGGAAUAGAAAGCCCCGCAACGAGUCGCCGCCCGAGCAGCCUCUCGGACGCUAA